GCUAUUGCUGUCACCCUUUCACGCUUCUAAUUUGCUGGCCUUAUACACGAGAGACACUUCCGUCAUGUCUUCGUUUCCUUUAAGAUGAAGUCGAAGUAACCCAUGUUACUGUGAAAUUAUUCAUUCGUUGUCAAGAUACCAGGCUAAUGUAGUUGUAUUCUUUAUUAUGACUCAUAGCAUGAUGACUACCAAAGUUGAGACUUGAACGCAUUGUUGUUUUAACGUAACAGUCUGUGACUAGAUGGGCAGUCAGUGAAGUGCGUAGGGUAGUUGAACUGUGCAAGCCAAAUACUUGGUUGGUUACACCUGCUCGCAAAACAAUUCUCCCGGUCGGUUUCAUUGGAAAUUGUUUAUCAUUCAUACAGUGCUUUUAAAUCGUUGAAAGUAUUUCUUGACAAAUGAGGAACAGAGGACGUAUUUUAAUAAGCACCGACCUGAGCUCAUGGGUGUUUCUCCAUCUGUCCCAGCCAUGAAGCAGCAGAGUAGACUAUAGACCCGCUCUUGGCCUAGAGAGCAGCAGAACUCCCUCACACACUAAGGUUGCUAUGGUGAAUGCGGGGCACGUGGAUGAGGAGGAGGAGCUGCAGUGAGGUGGAACACCGCGGUAACCACGGUACCGUCUAGCGCCCACCCGCCCACCCACCAUGCCCUCGUCCACGCAGAAGGGAGUGCCGAAGGACCCCGAACAGGCCGACCUCUUCUUCAAAGAUGACCCAGAGGAAGUCUUCUGUGACCUCCACGAGAUCGGCCAUGGCAGCUUCGGGGCCGUCUACUUUGCCAGAAACUCCUACUCCAAAGAGGUGGUGGCCAUCAAGAAGAUGUCCUACAAUGGCAAACAGACCACCGAGAAAUGGCAGGACAUCAUCAAGGAGGUCAAGUUUUUGGAGCAGCUGCGCCAUCCAAACACCAUUGAGUAUAAAGGCUGCUACUUGAAAGAUAACACUGCCUGGCUGGUGAUGGAGUACUGCCUAGGCUCCGCAUCAGAUUUACUAGAGGUUCAUAAGAAACCGCUCCAAGAGGUUGAAAUUGCUGCCAUAACCCAUGGUGCCUUGCAGGGACUGGCUUACCUACAUUCCCGUAAUAUGAUUCACAGAGAUGUAAAAGCUGGAAACAUCCUGCUAACAGAGCCUGGACUGGUCAAACUGGCAGACUUCGGCUCUGCCUCUAUAGCUUCUCCUGCCAACUCCUUCGUAGGAACACCUUACUGGAUGGCCCCGGAAGUGAUCCUAGCCAUGGAUGAGGGUCAGUACGAAGGGAAGAUAGACAUCUGGUCCCUGGGAAUCACCUGCAUAGAACUGGCGGAACGGAAACCUCCGCUGUUCAACAUGAACGCUAUGAGUGCCUUAUAUCACAUUGCCCAGAACGACUCUCCCACGCUGCAGUCCAACGAGUGGUCGGACCCCUUCCGGAGCUUCGUUGACUGCUGCCUCCUCAAAAUUCCUCAGGACAGACCCUCGUCUGGGGAGCUGCUGAGACAUGACUUUGUACGUCUGGAGCGCCCCCCGCGGGUCCUCAUGGAUUUGAUCCAGAGGACCAAGGACGCGGUGAGGGAGCUGGACAACCUGCAGUACCGUAAGAUGAAGAAGAUCCUAUAUCAGGAAAAACACAUGGGGGAGAGCCAGGAGGAGGAGGAGGACUGUGAGCAGGCCAGCUGUAAGAUGAACAGCCUGGGCAGUAACCACUCCCUCCCCAGCACCUCAGUCAGUACAGGAAGCCAGAGCAGCAGCGUCAACAGCAUGCAGGAGGUCCUAGACGAGAGUUGCUCUGACAUGACCAUGAUGCACCAUGACUACGACAGCAGCUUAGAGUCCUCCGCACAGUCCAAGAAGGACCACAGGUAUAACUGGGAUAAUGGUCUGAAACCUGACCUCAGGCCGGAGCUGAUGCCGUUAUCCUCUGACAUGAGCCAGGCACACAACUACCGCCACAACAACUUCUCCACCAUCAAAUCAGCAUCACUUGUAACCAAGCAGAUCCAUCAGCACGAGCAGGAGAAUGAGCUGCGGGAGCAGAUGUCAGGUUAUAAACGGAUGAGACGGCAGCACCAGAAGCAGCUGAUCGCUCUAGAGAAUAAGCUGAAGGCAGAGAUGGACGAACACAGACUGAAGUUGCAGAAGGAGGUGGAGACUCAGGCCAACAAUGCCUAUAUAGAGCUAGAGAAACUGGCCAAGAGACACACCAUCCACUGUGAAAAAGAGAUGAAGACAAUGUCAUCAGAUGAGAAGAAGUUACAGCAGCAGAUCGUGUCCCAGCAGAAGAAGGAGCUCACCACCUUCCUAGAUAAUCAGAAGAAGCAGUAUAAGCUCUGCAAGGAGAAGAUGAAAGAGGAGAUGAAUGAAGACCACCAUACCACUAAGAAGGAGAAGCAGGAGCGCCUGUCCAAGCACAAGGAGAACCUGCAACACAGCCAGGCUGAGGAGGAGGCCCAGGUUCUGAGCCAACAGAGGGUCUUCUAUGACAGGAACUGCAGAAGCUUCAAACGCAAAGUCAUGAUCAAGAGGCAUGCGUUGGAACAGGAGCAGAUACGAGAGGAGCUGAACAAGAAGAAGACCCAGAAGGAGAUGGAGCAUGCCAUGCUGAUCAGACAUGACGAGUCCACCCAGGAGCUGGAGCAUCGUCAGCUGAAAACCCUUCAGAAGCUCCGCAUGGACCUGAUCCGCCUGCAGCACCAGACAGAACUGGAGAACCAGAUAGAAUACAACAACCGGCGCGAGAGAGAGCUCCGCCGCAAGCACGUUCUGGAGCUACGGCAGCAGCCCAAGAACCUUAAGGCCAUGGAGCUGCAGAUUAAGAAACAGUUCCAGGACGCGUGUAAGGUCCAGACGCGUCAGUACAAGGCCCUGAGACACCACCAGAUGGAAGUGACGCCCAAGAGCGAGCACAAGGUGGUCCUCAAGGCCCUGAAGGAGGAGCAGACCAGGAAGCUGGCCAUCCUGGCCGAGCAGUACGAACAGAGCAUCAACGAGAUGAUGGCAUCGCAGGCGCUGCGUCUGGACGAGGCCCAGGAAGCCGAGUGCCAGGCUCUGAGGCAGCAGCUGCAGCAGGAGAUGGAGCUGCUGAAUGCCUACCAGAGUAAGAUCAAGAUGCAGACCGAGGCCCAUCAUGACAGAGAGCAGCAGAAGCUGGAGCACAAGGUGUCGCUUCGCAGAGCCCACCUCGAACAAAAGAUUGAAGAGGAGCUGGCUUCCCUUCAGAAGGAGCGUACAGAGAGGAUCAAGCACCUACUGGAGCGCCAGUCAAGAGAGAUUGACACGUUCGACAUGGAGAGUCUCCGUCUGGGCUUUGGUAACCUGGGGGCCCUGGACCCCCCCAAGGACGACUACAGAUGACUAGACCAACCCUGGUAACCCCCCAAGGAUGACUAGACCAGCCCUGGACCCCCCCCAAGGAUGACUACAGAUGAAUAGACCAGCCCUGGUAACCUGGACCCUCAUGGAUGACUACAGAUGACUAGACUAGCCCUGGUAACCUGGGGCCCUGGACCCCCAAGGAUGACUAUAGAUGACUAGACCAGCCCUGGUAACCUGCCCCCCCCCUCUCCAAGGAUGACUAGACCAGCCCUGGUAACCUCCUCACGACCCUCUUCCUCCUCAUCCCCCUGACCUGGUCUGACCAGUUAGGGUCUUUAGUCACUGAUUCUCACACAUUAACACACACCAGCCCAGUGCUAGUCUAAUGCCAACAGGGCCCCCAAUCUCGUUUUUUUUUUUUUUACUAGGCAAGUCAGUAAAUUUGUCACAAGAUGACAAGAAAUGCUGGAUAACUUCCUAGGCUCUUUCUUUUAAAGAAUAACAAUACAAUGUCAGUGUUUCUUGUGCAGUGAUGGCACUUGUAGUGUGACUAAGCAGAAACCAGAGAGGGAGAAUAAGACAGAACGAGCAUGAUGAUACAAGUGAAUAGUGUUGUGUUGCUCAUUGAUCACGCAUUAGAGGCUAAUAAUUGGUUAAAGCUGCCCAAAAACAAACUGAUCCUUCUGCAGCCUUGUCAUCUUCUUGGCACUGCUUCCAGUUCCUUCAACUCUUUUUUUAGAUUUAUAUUCAUCAGGACAUUUUUAUGUAAAAAUGUUAAGCAAAUGUUUAAAGUCAUAAUGUACAUAUUGGUACGCGAAUCAAUUUGAUUAUUAACUUGACUUGGGAGGGGCAAUGCACCCUGGUACUCCACUUUAUGGCACUGGCAUGUAAUGUGAAUAUUACAUGGUUACGUCUGGAAUUGCACCCUAUUCCCUAUGUAGUGCAGUACUUAUAGGGCAAUGGUUAGUGCACUAUAUAGGGAAUAGGGGUGUGAUUUGAGACGGCGACCAUGUGAAUCCCUACUCCCAGGUAGCACAAAGGGCUUUGUCGCAGGGGGAGGGACAUGUAUAUAGAACAAUUUAUGUAGAGCUUUUACUUAUUUUCGUAUUUUAAUUGUUAUUCAAAUAUUUCUUUUUUAAUGAUGGAUGAUUUCUCUCAUACUCCUCUUCGUUCAGUAAGUCGGCUCAAUGUUUCAUUCUUUAAAAGAUGCGGAGUAUUUUCUUAUAAACCAGAUCAGUAAAUAAAUGCUUUAUCAUUGCAUGCUUUUUAAUUUUGUUUUCCAGGGUUAAGAGAAAGCAUGAAUCUGUCAGAGCUUUUAAUUAUAUUUGUAAAUAAAGUGCUCGUCACAACA
Molecule: messenger RNA, 4641 nt
Organism: Salvelinus fontinalis (brook trout)
Lineage: Eukaryota; Metazoa; Chordata; Actinopteri; Salmoniformes; Salmonidae
Product: serine/threonine-protein kinase TAO3-like
Exons: 21
Coding region: 645-3329 (894 amino acids)
Biological process (GO): execution phase of apoptosis; protein phosphorylation
Molecular function (GO): protein kinase activity; ATP binding
Source: RefSeq, a predicted model, not a curated record